This is a messenger RNA of Pocillopora verrucosa, 1127 nucleotides long. RefSeq names its product nicolin-1-like. Gene Ontology annotation, cellular component: nucleoplasm. NCBI's taxonomy places the organism in Eukaryota, Metazoa, Cnidaria, Anthozoa, Scleractinia, Pocilloporidae. The record is from RefSeq and is a predicted model, not a curated record.
UCAAGAUGGCGACGGAAACGGCCUCUGAAUGCAAGAUUAUAGUUAAAAAACCUAUGCUACUGAAGGUUGGAGAUUUGGCUAGCGAGUUCAGGUCUGGUGUGUCAGUGGUUGACAUAAUUCUUCCAGGAAUGAAUGCUGUGCAGGUUGGAAAGCUGACAUUUAAGAACUCUUAUACAGCAUCUGUUACGGUAAAACUGAAAGUUACAGAUCAUGCAGGUGCUGAGCAAUGGAAAACCCUUGUGAAGAACUACACUCUGAUGCCUCAUCCUCAUUUAGAAACAGGAAGCCAGGAUUUUUUUGUGAUUAAUAUUAGUAAGAUGGACGAGCCUCCUCUUCAAGUGAUAAUGAUGAGGUUAAUUCUCCGACAACCUUCCCCUCACUGGAGUAACUUUGGCAUAGAAGAGAUAAAGUGCUUUCUACAUUCACCUACGAAUUGCUCAUCAGUACCAGAAUGGCUACAUAAUGAUGACUGUCAUAAUCCUGGUGGAAUCAAAGCAGUACAGAAUGUCUCUAACUCAGAGAAUGUGGCCUCCAGCAUUCAGCAACUUUGGGCAUUGACCCAGGGGGUGAUAUCCUCAAAACAGAAUCUGUCUAUUGGUCGUUUUGAUAUUGACAGAAGCUAUGACAUCAACUUGUUAUCUUACACAUAACAGUACAGCUGUUUGAUGUCUGUGAUUUCCUGGCCAAGGAAAGAGAGGAAAUAUGAACCAUGUGAUGUUCAUGUGUCAGUAUGGUUCCAUACAGAGUAAACAAGGCUGAUGCUUACAAUGUAUCAUCUAUCUUCAACUGGGAGAUUCCCAAUGGGAGAAGCAUCUGAGAAUUCCUACAGAUGUAAUUAUGGAUCUGACUGAGUUUAUACAACAGAACGACCAGUUUGAAUUUGAUAGUGAACACUACCCUUAGGACAGCUAUUGACUAAAAAAUGGCACCUGCCUAUGUCAAUUUAUUUAGGGAUAGAUUGGAAGGAAAAUUUUUGACACAAGAUCUGAUUAGGCUGUAUGUUUGGUUGAGACACAUUGAUGACAUUUUUAUGGUGUGGACUAGUGGCAAGGAUGAAUUGGGAACAUUUUUUAAUUACUGAAAUGAAUGAUGAAUGUAUGAUACAAUAAAGUUUAUGUGUCACUUAA